Molecule: messenger RNA, 2001 nt
Organism: Maniola jurtina (meadow brown)
Lineage: Eukaryota; Metazoa; Arthropoda; Insecta; Lepidoptera; Nymphalidae
Product: jerky protein homolog-like
Exons: 1
Coding region: 367-2001 (544 amino acids)
Cellular component (GO): nucleus
Molecular function (GO): DNA binding
Source: RefSeq, a predicted model, not a curated record
AUUACAGUAGAACUCCAAUUAUCCGAACUCCGACUAUCCGAAUCGCCGAUUAUCCGAAUCACAAAAAAUUGUCCAAAAAAAGUCUAAGUGCGCUAUUAUUCUUCCCCCCGCGAAGCCAGUGUUUGCGCGUCAAGUCUUGACUUGACUUGUCUUAACUUGCCGUUGUGCCUACACUGACUUCCCCCCGCGAGGUCGGUGUAGGCACGGCGGCAAGUUAAGACAAGUUCCGGCGCAUUGCAGUCACGGCGCACCUGUCAUUGUUUGUUUUGAUUAGCCAGUGUGCUAUUGACCUUGCUCCAGGACGCUACUCUUUCGCUACGGCUUACUUUUGUUUGUGCGUGUACAAUACUGUAUUGUUUUUAUACCAUGGCUUCGAAAAGAAAACGUGUUGUGCUAUCGUUAGCGGACAAACUGAAAAUUAUAGAGCAACUCGAUAAAGGUGUAACGGGUAAGAAGUUGUCUGAGAUUUAUGAUGUUGGACAAGCAACAAUUUCUGACAUUAAAAACAGUAAGUCAACACUUUUAAACUUUGUUUCGGUGCUUGAAAAUGAAGAUGGAAGUUCCUCCAGGAAAACAAUGAAGUCAGCAACCAACAAAAAUUUGGAAGAUGCCGUGUUUAAAUGGUUUUUGCAGCAACGUUCUAUGGGAAAUCCGAUUUCAGGUCCAAUCCUUUGUGAAAAAGCCAAAAUCUUAGCAGAAAAGCUUGGUUAUUCAUCUUUUAAGGCUAGUAACGGCUGGCUAAGGAAUUUUAAAUUCAGGCAUGGUGUACGCGAGUUAGAUUUGGCUGGUGAGAAGCUUUCAGCAGACUCUGCAGCUGCUGAAAAUUUUAUUGAAAAAUUUAAAACUGCAUCAGAAUCCUAUGAUCCGGAGUUUGUUUAUAAUGCCGAUGAAACUGGCCUUGUUUGGAAAGCAUUACCAAAAACCACUUUGGCUUCUAAAAGGGAAUCUAGUGCCCCUGGACAUAAGGUCAGUAAAGAACGUGUUACAGUGCUUAACUGUGCCAACUCCACUGGAAAUCAUAAACUGCCACUUCUUUUGAUAGGAAAGUCAAGAAAUCCAAGAGCAUUUAAAAACGUAAAAAAACUUCCACUCUUCUACAAAAGUCAACCCAAGGCCUGGAUGACUGCAGCUUUGUUUACCGAAUGGUAUGAUGAAGUGUUUAUUCCUGAAGUGAAAAAGCACCAAAAAUCGGUGGGAAUAGAAGGCAGUAAGGUGCUUUUAAUUGUUGAUAACGCACCCACUCAUCCUACAGCAGAACUGUUGGAAAGAGAGAAUGGGCAGUUUAAAACGACGUUUUUGCCUCCCAAUGUUACAAGUUUGCUGCAACCCAUGGACCAGUCUGUUAUUGAAACAAUGAAGCGCCAUUACAGAAGGCAACUGCUGAGAAAACUGCUGAUCGAAGGUGCUGAAGAUGAAGAAUUGGUUUUGGCAAAUCAUAGCAAAAUAAAUUUAAAGGACUGCUGUUACAUGGUAGCGGAAGCUUGGAGUUUGGUUACGGCAGUGACGCUAAGACGUGCGUGGAAUAAACUGAAAGGCCUACCGUCUGAGAAGAACAAAAAAAAAGAAUCUGAAGAAAAUGAGAAACAAGAAUAUGGAGAGGAUGAUGAUGAUGAAGAUGCGUUGUCACUAGAGGAAAUAAGAAAAAUGAUUGUAAAAAUUCCUGGUUGUACAGAAGUAAGUGCUGAAGAUGUAGGAGAGUGGAUGGCUUGUGACACGUCUGACCCUGGUUUUCAAAUUCUCAAUGACGAUGAAAUUGUUGUAAGUGUGAGAGAAGAUGUUGAAGUGGAAGAAGAACUUUCUGCUGAUGUUGAAGUAGACGCUGGACCAUCAGCUAGUGAAGCAUUUGCCGGCCUCGAGACUGCUUUGAAGUGGAUGGAGCGUCAGCCCGAGUGUGACCACUUGCAACUGCUUACCGUCAAGCGAAUGCGUGACCUGGCUGCCCGAAAACGGUUGAAGACCGCAAAACAGCUUACAUUAACGGAGAUGUUUAAAAAACAAUGA